Molecule: messenger RNA, 1281 nt
Organism: Phytophthora infestans T30-4
Lineage: Eukaryota; Oomycota; Peronosporomycetes; Peronosporales; Peronosporaceae
Product: patatin-like phospholipase, putative
Exons: 1
Coding region: 1-1281 (426 amino acids)
Biological process (GO): lipid homeostasis; triglyceride catabolic process
Cellular component (GO): membrane; cytoplasm; lipid droplet
Molecular function (GO): triacylglycerol lipase activity
Source: RefSeq, a predicted model, not a curated record
AUGGCUCGCCGUCACCAUGCCAGCCACGCCGCUCCCAAGCCGUUCAAGGACAUGUCCUUCUCGUUCGCCUGUGGUGGCUACCUCAAGAUGUACCUCUUUGGCGUUGCUAAAGCGCUGCAGGAGUUCGAGCUGGAGAAAGACGCACGGCUUAUCGGAUGCUCUGCGGGGGCGCUGACGGCCACCGGGCUAGCGUUGCGCUGCAACUUCGACGGUAUUCGAGACUACGUGCUAAACCACGUCAUCCCUGGAGCACAUGUGUUCCCUGGCGGGUAUUUCGGUGCACGGAAAUUUCUACUGGACACACUGAAUGCCGAAGGCAAACUGCACCAGUAUGAGAAGCUCAAUGUAUCGCAACAACUCACGGUUGUCUACACGUCGCUAUCGGCGCUGUCGUCGCGUCGGCUAACGACGUUCGAAUCGCAGCAGCACCUGACGGACAGUCUUAUGGCCUCAUGCUGCGCUACACCUAUUGCUGGAAUGCCCUUCAGACUUGGUGGGGAGUGGGUCAUGGAUGGUGGGAUCUUGGACUUUCAACCGGUCUACGACGAGAAAACCGUGACUGUGAGUCCGCUCUACUGCACUGGAGCAGAUAUCAAGCCGUCGGUGUACGUGCCGAUAUGGUGGGCUAUGCUGCCGCCGCGUGUGCAAGACGUCGAGUGGCUCUUCGAUUUGGGAUAUGAAGACGGACUCAAGUGGAUCGUUAAGAACGGUCUCACUGGAAAUCGCAAAAAUGUGGUCAUCCCAAACAAAAGUGGCAAAUACGCGAGCGAGUGGAGCACGACCGUGGGCCGUGUGGUUGGAUACCGUGGCUUUGAGAGUCGAGUGCUGGAUGCUCUUUUCGUGGGGCUCUUUGUGUGCCUCUGGCGUCCACUCGCCUUCAUGUGUCUGUACCUGGAACUGUACCUGCAGGCCAUCGUUUCGGGUAGCAAGGCCGUGGUCUUCGGGGCCGCGGCAAAGCUAUUCAUCUCGAACAUUGUUAUGGCGAUGCUGGCAGUGGCAACUGUUACUCAAGGUUUUCAGCAUACGUUGCUCUUCAUGCUCGGUUUGACCGCGACUGGAUUCUUCUUAGGUGCGAUGGUGCUGCUGGUCGGUGGCUUGCAACAGGCUGCGACGGUUGCCUCAAACGACUGGCAGCGAUGCCGCUCCUGCGUGCGCAGCAUCACCAGUCUGUCACUUUUUCUCCGUUGCAUGCCAGUGCUCGGCUCUUUCAUACAGAUCAAGCGUCACGAGUUCCUACUGCAACACUCACUGGUGUAUCGCAUCGCCAUGUACUGCAUGUAG